ACAUUGUUUGUUGGACAGGUGGGACAGACGCCCCUCGUCUCUGUCACUGCCAUCGCUGUCUAACUUGAUUUAAGUAAAUCAUAAUCAUCUAUCAGCAGCCAAGUGAGAUCAUCGCGUGAAGCACUGCCAUUGUUGGCCGUGAAAUGCAAUCGCUAAACAACUGGUUGAAGAUGUGACGCCGCAACUGGUAGUGAAAAGUCUGUGUGCAAUCCAAGUACUUAAUUAGUCUUAAGACAAUGUUGUUCAUACUCAACGCGAUGUUGCUGCUGUUGCCAAGUGAGAGCAGCGCACAGCCAAAUACGGACAGUAAGCAGCCGCCGACGCUGACGUUGCCAAACUUGCCAACAGAACAUCUCAUACGCUACCUCAACACGUUUCCCAAGCUGAAGCGACAGCUGCCCUCGAAUGCAACCAUCAGAACUGAAUCUCGCGCUUGCUGGGGCCAUGAGCGCAAUUGCAGCGCCGAGGCGCGUUUUCAAACGCCCCAAUGUCCAGGCGAACACACUGCGUGGGUGCGCAGCAAGGAGGCACAAGUGCAAACGUUUUACUAUCAAGCUGACUUUGGUUACAUACAACAGCAGUUGUCCGAACUGACGCCGCAAUGCGUGCCCAAAUAUCUGAGUGACUCUUCGCUGGAGUGCUCACGCUAUCUGCGCUUUUGUCGUGGACGCAAUUUGCUCUUUGAUCUACGUGAUCUGGUCAAUCGCAAAGAGCGUAUACGUUAUCAUAUGGAUGUGCUGAAGCCAGGACAAGUGCUGGGUCAUUGUGAGCUAAAUCGCUCACGACUCAUGGCCGAGAUGGAUCAUAUAGGCUCCGCUUUGCAGUCGUGGGGACCAGAGCUGCGUAACUUUGAUGUGCUGCCGCAGCCUGUGCUAGAAAGCGGCGCCUGUGAUUUGGUCGUCAAUGCGCCCACGUUUAUUAUGAAGAUUGAUGCCACGCAUAAUAUGUAUCAUCACUUUUGUGAUUUUUUUAAUUUGUACGCCUCGCUGUUUGUCAAUCAAUCGCAUCCGGCUGCAUUCAAUACGGACGUGCAGAUACUCAUUUGGGAGACUUAUCCAUACGAUUCACCUUUCAAAGCUACGUUCAAAGCAUUCACACAACGCCCCGUGUGGACUCUAAGCGAUGUCCAGGGUAAGCGUAUUUGUUUCCGUAAUGUGGUCUUGCCGCUGCUUCCGCGCAUGAUCUUUGGUCUCUUCUACAACACACCCAUAAUUCAAGGCUGCUCCAAUAGUGGUCUGUUUCGCGCCUUCUCUGAAUUUAUACUGCAUCGUCUUCAGAUACCAUAUCAGCCGCCAAAUGAGCAACGUAAACUACGCAUAACUUAUUUGUCGCGUCGCACAAAGUAUCGUCAGGUACUCAACGAGCAUGAACUUCUAGCGCGCCUGGAAGAACAUGACGAUUAUAUGCUGCAACGUGUAUCCUAUGAGCGUCUCUCCUUUGUGGAUCAAUUAGCCAUUACACGUAAUACGGACAUCUUCAUUGGUAUGCAUGGCGCUGGACUGACGCAUUUGCUGUUCUUGCCCAAUUGGGCAAGCAUUUUUGAGCUGUACAACUGCGAGGAUCCUAAUUGCUACAAGGAUCUGGCGCGUUUGCGUGGCGUACAUUACGUCACCUGGGAGCAACGUGAACUGGUGUAUCCGCAGGAUGCAGGCCACCAUCCGGAAGGUGGCGCACAUGCCAAGUUUACGAAUUAUCGCUUUGACGUAUCUGAAUUUGAGCGACUUGUAGACCAGGCGGCCAAACAGGUGCGUUCGCACAAGGAUUUUCCCCAAGCAACAACAAACCAGCAUGAGGAGCUUUAGUUUAUAUUAUAGCGUUUUUGUGAUUCAGUCAACUUAAUGCAUUUAUGACAUGAAAUUUAUUUUUAAAAAUAAACGUUCAACGAAAUCGAUAA
Molecule: messenger RNA, 1894 nt
Organism: Drosophila busckii
Lineage: Eukaryota; Metazoa; Arthropoda; Insecta; Diptera; Drosophilidae
Gene: Eogt
Product: EGF domain-specific O-linked N-acetylglucosamine transferase
Exons: 3
Coding region: 237-1802 (521 amino acids)
Cellular component (GO): endoplasmic reticulum lumen
Molecular function (GO): protein N-acetylglucosaminyltransferase activity
Source: RefSeq, a predicted model, not a curated record